GGAGUUCCUAAUGACACAGGAGCUGGACAGAGCUAUGUAAGGUAUCCAGGGCUUGGCCUGACAGCUUCUCCUGUCUGUCUCUUUGUUGUGAGCCCAGGACAGCAAGUCUGCUGCUCCUCAUCAGCCUUCCAGCUUUUGGGCUGAUCACUAAGAAGGCAGAAGAAAGAGAAACUCAGUUUGAGCUUCACCUGGAGUCUUUGUUCUCCAACCUAUUCCCAAACUAAGAAGGAGAGGGCAGUUACCUGCCCUCUGCUGCACUCUAAGGGCUCCCUUAUGAAGGUGAUUUGCUGGAUCCUGGCAGGUUUUUACCUGCUUUUCUGCUGCAAAGCAGAAGAGGGACUGAAUUUCCCCACUUACGAUGGGAAAGACCGAGUGAUCGACCUGAAUGAGAAGAAUUACAAGCAGGCCCUGAAGAAGUAUGACAUGCUCUGCCUGCUCUUCCAUGAGCCAGUGAGCUCUGACAAGGUCUCUCAGAAGCAGUUCCAGAUGACAGAGAUGGUCCUGGAGCUGGCAGCUCAGGUCCUGGAGCCCAGGAGCAUUGGUUUUGGGAUGGUGGACUCCAAAAAGGAUGCCAAACUUGCCAAAAAGUUAGGUUUGGUGGAAGAGGGGAGUCUCUAUGUCUUUAAGGAUGAGCGGUUGAUUGAAUUUGAUGGGGAACUGGCCACAGACGUCUUGGUGGAAUUCCUUCUGGAUCUACUAGAAGAUCCUGUGGAGGUCAUAAACAGCAAGCUGGAGCUUCAAGCCUUCGACCAAAUCGACGAUGAAAUCAAACUCAUUGGCUACUUCAAAGGAGAGGAUUCUGAACAUUACAAGGCAUUCGAAGAAGCCGCCGAACAAUUCCAGCCGUACAUCAAGUUCUUUGCCACUUUUGACAAAGGGGUUGCCAAGAAGCUAGGCCUGAAGAUGAACGAGGUGGACUUCUAUGAACCGUUUAUGGAUGAGCCUGUGCACAUCCCUGAUAAGCCUUACUCAGAAGAGGAGCUGGUUGAGUUUGUGAAGGAGCACAAAAGGGCCACCUUGCGGAAGCUGCGCCCAGAAGACAUGUUUGAGACAUGGGAGGAUGACAUGGAGGGAAUCCACAUCGUGGCCUUUGCUGAAGAAGAUGACCCAGAUGGUUUUGAGUUCCUGGAAAUUCUGAAGCAGGUUGCCAGGGACAACACCGAUAAUCCUGACCUGAGCAUUGUCUGGAUUGACCCUGACGACUUUCCUCUGCUGAUCACUUACUGGGAGAAGACCUUCAAGAUAGACCUGUUCAGACCACAGAUCGGGGUUGUGAACGUCACAGAUGCUGACAGCAUCUGGAUGGAGAUCACGGAUGACGAUGACCUGCCCACGGCUGAGGAGCUGGAGGACUGGAUAGAGGAUGUGCUUUCUGGGAAGAUAAACACUGAAGAUGAUGACGACGAUGAUGAUGACGAUGAUGACGAUGACGACGACGACGAUGAUGAUGAUGAUGACGAUGAUGAUGACGAUGAUGACGAUGAUGAUGAUGACUAACUGUGACUCUAUGCAGUUUGACUUGUGGGGGCCAAGAGGCUUCCCCCUGCGGCAGGUCCCUCCUUUGGAAGACCUGUGUUUGAGCGUCAGCAAGCACCGCUGCUCUUCCUUCCCCCCCUGCCCUGCUCCCCCUGCCCCUGCUGGGACCCCUCUCCCUGGCCUGAUUCCCAGCGGUGCUGAGCCACUGGCACUGCCCCUGUGGCAGGUGGCAGCUGCAGGAACCCAGCACCACUGCAAAUCAUGCCUCUUUAGUAAAGACAACAGGAAACUGCAGGGAAUCUGCCCCCAGUGUCCCAGAGCAGGAGAAAAGUGCCUGCCUGCUUGCUUCCAGAGAGGCACAGAGAGCCAAUUUGUGUUUUCUGUGCUCAUCAGCCCAGCACUUAACAUCCAAAGACCAAAUCUCACUUCAAGACAUAUAGUCCUUCUAUUAAACAACCUUUGCAGCUACUCAGUCCUGCAAGUUCUGCUGCAGGAGUCUGUAGCUACUCAUUAAAGUGCUAGUAACAGCCAAAAAACCUGGGGUGGGGAGGAAGGCUUUAGGGAUGCUAUUGAAGUGUUUAGAGGUGCCAUAUGACAACAGGAUAUUCUUGUCUGGCAGUGCAAUACAAAACUGAACACCACAGUCCCUGUCUGAAGCCCUUUCUUCUUGAAAGCUCAGGCCAAAGAUAGGGUAAAGCAUGGGGGAGGUCUGAUACAAGAUGUCAAAACUUGUGAGUUCCUGAACUGCUGGAAAAGCUGAUCCAGGUUUUCAGUCCAGGCUCUUGAGGCUGAAGAUACUGGCAUUGAGCCAAAUCAUUGACUUUUAAUCUCUGAAACACCAGAACAGACUCCAAGCUGGUUCCAAAGAUCUGCAGCCAUGUCUGGGCUGGGCCUAAUACCUCUUUCAGAUGUGAAAACAUUCAUGGGGGCCCACUCUGACGUCUUCCUAUUCCCCAUUAUCUCCCAGUUUUAAUUGACCUUUAACUCAAACCCUACACAGCACCUUUUCCCAUGGCCAAGACCCUGGGAGGGAACACGGUCACAUCAGCAGGAGCUGUGACAGGAUCCAUGCUAUUUGGAUGGAUAGCUAUUUUGGGUGCACAGUUCCUCCCUACUUAGUGACCCAGAUGUCCCAUGGUAGCCCAUGAGAAUCCUCUUUUGACUGCAGACUGAAAAGAAAGCCAAGGUGCCAGUUGGUAGUCAAGGGGGUCACUCACAAAGGGUCAAGCAACUCAGUGCUAGCAGGUGCAGCACUCUCCAUGUGCAGGUCACUGCAAUGGUGUUAGGUGUCCCUGCUUUCCCAUGCUGGCAGAUUUCAGUUGUCUUAGCUUCUGACAACAGUGCAAUGAAUGGAGAGUUUGGAGGUAGUUUUAUCUGGAUAUAUACAUUCUCCAGUCAUCCAGACUCCUUAGCUUAGGUAGGGUACCCAGGUCCUCUCUUGCUUACAGACAACCCCCAUUGUUCUGACCUUCCUUACACUGGCUUACAUCAGAGGCCAGCGAUGGUAGGGGAAAUAAAAGUGUGAGGGGCAGGAGAACCAAAGCUCCUCAUGUGAAUGUCAA
This is a messenger RNA of Pogoniulus pusillus (Red-fronted tinkerbird), 3038 nucleotides long. It is a transcript of the gene CASQ2, whose product is annotated as calsequestrin 2. The coding region runs from base 274 to 1497 and encodes 407 amino acids. The transcript has 11 exons. Gene Ontology annotation, molecular function: calcium ion binding. NCBI's taxonomy places the organism in Eukaryota, Metazoa, Chordata, Aves, Piciformes, Lybiidae. Gene Ontology annotation, biological process: regulation of cardiac muscle contraction by regulation of the release of sequestered calcium ion. Gene Ontology annotation, cellular component: Z disc; sarcoplasmic reticulum lumen. The record is from RefSeq and is a predicted model, not a curated record.